UUGAGCAUGGAUGAAAACUGAAUUCGCUACGAAUAAUUAAUAUUUGUGUCGAGUCGAUAAACUUGACAUCAAUAUUUCGUCGUUGAAACUUUACGAAAGACAUUUUGCAUGUGAGAGAAAUAUCCAAGGUGUAUCCGAGAAUCAUCCGGUUCCUUCAAUAAUCGGAUGCAUGAGGACCUACCGAAACGCAGUUCGCGAAUCCCUUAAAGAAUUUACGGAAACAAGAUACAGAUCAUUGGACGGGAGUGUCCGAGAAAGAUUUCGACGCAACGCGGGCUUGCGAUUUCAUGAAAACAUCGAGCCGGCGAGCAUUUUUAUCGUUGAUUGUUAAUUGAAUGUAAAUCAACUUAACGGUGCUUGCUUUUCCUUCGAACGAUACGAUAUAAGCAAGGAUUUCGAUUUAGGUUUCGACAAUUGUUGUCAAGCCUGAACCGGCAAGGCUGGGGACAAUGUGCGAUCGAUGUACAUGCGUACGUACACGCAUACAUAAAUAAAUCUCGACAUUCCCGUAUACAGCGAAAACAUACAAAUGAAGAGGAUUUUGAUAAGCAAUCGAUUCAAGGUUCACGAAAAGUGGGGACAUUGAUAUUUGAUCUUAGCGCGUGUACGCCAAGCACGAUACGUGCCUGGUGAUCUCGUUGCGCGCACAACGUUGGAGGGAGCCAUAUCGGUGACUCAGCAUAUACGGACGGAACGACGGCAUAGUCGUCAGCCAUGCUAGCGACAUCAUACCGAAAUUUCACGCGCAACGUAUCGAUCCGUUCACACGCCGAUCUCUUCGCAACCUUUCGAAAUGGUUGCAAACGAUUAUCUUCCGCAUCCGAGAGUCGAGAGGGACAGUGCCGCAGGCUCGAUCUGGACCGAUUUCAAGCCUCAAGUAGAGGGUCUCGAUCGAAAGAGAUUCACCGUGGUCGCGUGGGAUCCGGUCGGUUAUGGAAAAUCGAGACCACCGGACAGAACGUUUCCGGACGAUUUCUUUGAACGCGACGCUACUCAUGCUCGCGAUCUAAUGAUACUUCUGGGAUACCAGAAAUUCUCGCUGAUAGGCUGGAGCGACGGUGGAAUUACUUCGUUGAUCCUGGCCUCUAAGUUUCCCGAAAACGUCCGAAAACUGGUGUCCGUUGCGGCCAACAGUUACGUGACACCGGAGGAAGUUGAAUUUUACAACAAAAUCAGAAGCAUCGACACUUGGUCGGAGAAGAUGCGAGCACCGAUGAUAGCGAUCUACGGAGAAGAAUAUUUUUCAAAAGUAUGGUCCGGCUGGGUCGACGCUAUCACAAGGAUUUCGAAGAAAACGAACGGCAAUCUGUGCAAGGAAUUACUUGCAAAUAUCAAAUGUCCGACUCUGAUAGUCCAAGGGAAGAAAGACGUAAUGGUCGACGACGAACAUCCGCUCUAUUUGAAAGAACACAUCGCCGGAGCAAAGUUGGAAAUGUUCGAGAACGGAGCGCACAAUCUACACAUGCGAUACCCUAAAGAAUUCAACGAUCUCGUCACAGACUUUCUCAUCGAGUAACCAUCGACCCCCCUCAUCGGUGAAAUAAAAUAUACUUAACGAAUCGGAUCACACUGUGUACGUUACCUGUGUCUCUUUUCGUACAAGCGGUUCGCGCGGAUACGUUGGUAGACCGUAUCGACGGGUCGUGCGAGUGUCGUGUAAAAAUCGGUCAAGACUUCUUAUCGAGUACGUUACUCUCUGGUAAUGUUCGUUCUACGGUGAAGCACAUUGAAUGCAUGACGCAGCAUAGAGGACACACGUGGGCUAACCGGCACCGGAAUCGAGCCAGAGAAAGGAGCCACGGUACCAUGUGGGCGAUCAAGUCUUCUUCUAGAUUCGCUUUGUUCGACAACACCUUCCGAAAAUCUCUUUCGCUCCUGCUUUGACGCGUGAACGUAAUCAUUGACGCGUUUCCCUUGAACGCGACAAUGUCGCCUGAUCCGGUGCUGCACGAUAGUUAUCGAGAGACUAGCAAGCCAUUCGUGCCGAUAUAGUUUUCCCGAUUCGAGCUAAGCGGAAGACGAACCGGCGACUAGACUAUAAAAUAGCACGAUCUACACGGGCAUCGAGGACCGCCCAUCCGAAAUAUCCGCAAUGCGCUUCGGACGAAAAUCGAUCCGCACCCUCGCUCGACUCGGCUACGCCCCGAAACCUAUGCCAGCACACGAAACUACCGUACUACG
Nomia melanderi (Alkali bee) is the source of this 2181-nucleotide messenger RNA. Lineage: Eukaryota; Metazoa; Arthropoda; Insecta; Hymenoptera; Halictidae. The record is from RefSeq and is a predicted model, not a curated record.